AUGACUAUGUCUAAUACCGAGAAUGAAGACGCUAAAAAGGCAGCUGCCUUCUUGGCUGGCUUUACUUCUUCUCAGCUAUUCAUUCUCAUGGUUUCUUCUGGGAGUUAUGCGGUGGACAGGUUUAUGCUUCCUAGGAGUUGCAUAGGAUUAUAUAUUAACAGGACCAUUAUUGCAUUCAGGCUGUCUACAUUCAUUGGAUCACUUCUUCUUAAUAUACCAGUACUUAGCAUUGAGGAAUUUAAAAAGCGUCUUGACAUUGUUUCUACGGUAUCCAUUUGGUUAUAUUGUCUAUCCUUCCUAGCUCUGCUACUGAUAUAUUACAAUGGAGGGAAAAAGGGGCACAUCAUGUACUACUACUGUGCGAUCAUUUUCGCAUCGAUUGUAUACGGUUCAAAUAACGUCUGCCUUCCGGCUGUAAUAGGGAAGGAUAUGCCCUUUUACGUAGGUUCUAUCCAGUUAUCUGCCGUCAUGGUUUCCGCUUACCAGUUUUUGUUCACAAAGAUUGCAAAGGCAUGGAUGGUCACAAAUAUUCCAUACAAAUUAAUUGUCGGACAAUUAUCACUUGUAGUGUUUGUAUCUGGGAUAUCCGCAAUAUUGUGGUCUGUUGCGUAUGCAGGGAAAGAGCUUAACGGAGGUAGUAGUAGUUUCUCUGGAAUAAGUAAGGCAAUAUCUCCAAUUAUGUUGACUACUUUGGGAUUUGGAAUGCAAAAUCUAUUUUACCCUGCUAUUGCUCCUUACAAAUUUAUUGGAAUGGGUCCUGGUUCUAAGAUUUCAAUGGCUGUCUUAUUCACAAGUACAAUACCAGGCAUGACUAUCUUUGCCAUGUCUCAGUAUAGUAAAGGUCCAAACAGCCAAUGGAAAGGAUAG
Molecule: messenger RNA, 867 nt
Organism: Theileria equi strain WA
Lineage: Eukaryota; Apicomplexa; Aconoidasida; Piroplasmida; Theileriidae
Exons: 1
Coding region: 1-867 (288 amino acids)
Source: RefSeq, a predicted model, not a curated record